GGAACUAGAGAUGCAAAAACAGGAAAAACAAAAUUAAAAUUGCAUGACAUUUCUGACCACCACUUGACUGAUAAUUUAAGAUGGUCAGCUUAUAAAAACUCAGUGAAAAAUGGUGAUGUUAUAGCAAAGAUGUCUACUGCUAUUCAAAAAGAAAUACAAACAAAUAUAAUGUACAUUAAAUGUUUAAUUGAUAUUGUUUUAUAUCUUGGUAGACAAGGAAUAGCGUUUAGAGGACACCGUGAAGAUGAGACAUCAGUUAAUAAGGGUAAUUUUAAACAAAUGUAUGAAUUUUUAUCAAAACAUAAUCCAGAGUUUUGCAAUGAUGCUAGAAACUUAUUUAAUGCUUUGGAGGCACUCUAUGUUCAUUUCUCUCAUUCAAUAAGAAAUGUGAAGCUUACUGAUUUACAACUUAAAUUGAAUUCGAAAAAGACAACUCUCUUAGUUAAGUGA
Molecule: messenger RNA, 450 nt
Organism: Sipha flava (yellow sugarcane aphid)
Lineage: Eukaryota; Metazoa; Arthropoda; Insecta; Hemiptera; Aphididae
Product: zinc finger MYM-type protein 1-like
Exons: 3
Coding region: 130-450 (106 amino acids)
Source: RefSeq, a predicted model, not a curated record